AGUCGGCUCCGGACAGCGCUCGUGUUGUUGUUUUUUCGCGAGCGCUAAUUGAGCCGGCCGCACGGUUGCGGACAUGCCGCUGCCCCGGGUGGUUCUGGCAGAUUUGCCCCCGGCCGAGAAGGAGAGGAUGCUCUCCUUCCUGGUGGCCAACAAGGUGGACUUCAAGCCCGACCUCUCUGGCAAGUUCACCGCUGUGGUGAAGGUGGUCAAGGAGACUCCUGUCAAGGAAGGGAGGCCAAAUCCUCCCCGCCAGGUGACCACCUCUUCCAAGCGGCGAGUGCCGGAGAAGGUGAAAUUGGAUCCCGCCAAGAUGGCUGGCUGGGAGCAAAGCGCCAGCAGCAGUGCCAGCACCUCAGCGCGGGAGGACAAUGGCCACAAGCCGAACCUCACCGCCAUUCAGACGGAGAUCCGGAAAAGGUUUCCAAGCUUUACAAGCUUAUUGCCGAGUCUCACCCAGCAUCCAAAGACGAUGAUGAAGGCUGAGCUCAUUGGCUUUAUGGAAGAGGUGUACACCGCCCGCUACAACCAGGACCUCCUGCAAGUGCAGCAGCAAGCUGAGGCAGAGGCAAAUGGUGGGAAGAACAAGAAGAAGUUGCCCAGCGACCUUACGAGCUUCCCCCAGACACCUAUGCUGCUGCCGCUCCCUUGUGGCAGACGGAAGCUCCCCGCGGAAGCUCCGCGCGAAUGCUGUGCGUGCUGGUCCGUGGUCACUUCCGCGGGCAAACGCUUCGGGUUGCGGCAGAUGGUGGGCCAAACUUGUUGGAGCUUGGCGAAGAGCGUGGAGCAGUACCGCUCAGAGCACCAGGGCAUCGAGAUGUUCGCUCGCUUCCUGGAGGAGUCCCACGAUGCAGUGGAUGUCCUUUUCUACUUGGAGAUGCGAUGGGCAGCGCGCCAGAUAAUGAUGCCGCGGGGCAACUGGUGCCGAGCAUGGGCAAAGACGCCGAAGGUUUUCAGCCCUCAGCCCAGACUCGCCCAGGUGGAGCCCCAGGGAGCCGUGUCCAAGACCUUCCCGCCCAGCACACGGCCGGAGCUGCCUUUAAAGAAGGCCAUGGCUGCUGUGCGUGAGGGCAUUGACCCUGAGGCACCAGAGGUGCUCAAGGCCAGCAUCAUCAGCAGGUUGAAGGAGGAUGCAGGCGAUGCUGCUGUGAUCACCUGGGACCGCUUCCUCUUUAUUUGCACGCAGGAAUAUCGCAAGGCUCGCUGCAUCAGCUCCCAGAAGAAGGUGCUGCGCAAGGACAGCGAGGCCGCAGAGUUUGCCCGACUCAUCCAAGAGACCUGGGAGAUGAGCGUGGAGGAGGCAUUCUCGAAGUUCGAUCAGGACAACAGUGGCAUCGUCACCUACGAGACCUUCACGCAGAUUGCCAAUGAUGAGUUGGGCUUCGAUGCGAGCGGCCUGUGGCAACAGCUGGACCCUGAGCAGAACGGGACCAUCGGCAUCGGGGAAUGGGAGCUGCUGAAUACCUUGCCAAGCGCCGAUCCUGCCCAGGAGGAGCUGUGGCCUCCGGGCUUCUCGGAGCUUUCGCUGGAGGACCGGGAGGCGCUGAUGCAGGAGGCCCAAGAGGUAGCUUCCCGCCUCGCUGUGUCUCUGUCGGAGCACGGGGAGAACCUGAGCAACCAGGAGGUGAUGGGCUGGGCCUUGCGCACCGUGCUGAAGCGGAGGGGCAAGCUGGGCCCGGAACGUUCUCCCAGCACCCCAGGCUUGGGACGGAAGAAGUUUGAGGCCUCGCACUCCUAUGCUUUGAGUCUGGACGAGAUGGGGCAAGCCUGGACAGAGCUCCGCCAAGCGCAGUCCGGGGAAGGAGCUGAGCAGAGUGAUUUGGAGGGCAUUGUGCGCGACAACCUGGCAGCAGCCACCGAUGCUUUGGUUGAUGAGGCCCUCCAAGAAGUGGGUGUGACUGAUGACGGCGUCAAGGAGGCGCUUUUGGAGGAGUUCAUGGUGGUCACGGAUGCGCUAAUGGAAGCCGUGGUCACUGGGGACAUGGCACGCUGGCUGCAGCAGCUGAACAUCGAGAGCCCAGGUUCCGAAGAUUUGCAGCAGCAGUUCCAGGAUUUGACCAUGUCGUUUGAGAACCUUCUGAGUGCGACGGACGAGGAGUCGGUGGCGAGCGUCUGCCGCUCCGUGGUGGCAGCCCACGAGCUGCGGGUGAUGUGCUGCCAACGCGCCCAGGACCUCCUGGAGGACACUGGCGUCAAUCCUGUGCCCGAUACUCCCGACUUCGCAGAGGCCGACGUGGCCGAGGCCGAAACGGCGCCAGAGCCGCUGGAGGCCGAGGAGUCCAUGGCUGAGGCGGAUGCCCUGGAGAUCGAGGACGCCUUCUGAGCACUAGUGACGGAGCUAGCGAGCAAAGGCAGAGACAUGGACUGGUGUUUCUAGGG
This is a messenger RNA of Effrenium voratum, 2376 nucleotides long. Lineage: Eukaryota; Dinophyceae; Suessiales; Symbiodiniaceae. The record is from the annotation of a GenBank genome assembly.